UGCGCAGCCUUGGCUCCUACGUGUCCUACGCGUCUCUGUACAACAGUGCGGGGUGCGGGGACAGCUGGGAAGAUGGCGGGUGUGGGCAUGGCCGCUGUGGCUGCUUGGGUACCUUGUCGGAGCUGGGGCUGGGCAGCUGUCUCCUUCGGCCCCUGCCGUGGCCUCAGCGCGUUACUUGCACGGAUGCCCCAGCGGGCGCCACGGUGGCUCCCAGCUUGCAGACAAAAGACAUCAUUCUCUUUCCUUAAUCGACCAGACCUUCCAAGCCUGGCUUAUAAGAGACUAAAAGGCAAAAGUCCAGGAAUAAUCUUCCUCCCUGGCUAUCUUUCUAAUAUGAAUGGUACAAAAGCUUUGGCGAUUGAGGAGUUUUGCAAAUCUCUAGGUCACGCCUAUAUAAGAUUUGAUUACUCAGGAGUUGGAAAUUCAGGUGGUAACUUAGAAGAAAGCACAGUGGGGAAAUGGAGAAAAGAUGUUCUUUCUAUAAUUGAUGACUUAGCUGAGGGACCACAGAUACUAGUUGGAAGUAGCCUUGGUGGAUGGCUUAUGCUUCAUGCCGCAAUUGCACGGCCAGAAAAAGUCAUGGCUCUUAUUGGUGUAGCUACAGCUGCAGAUGGCUUAGUGACACAGUUUAAUCAGCUUCCUGUUGAGCUAAAAAAGGAAGUAGAGAUGAAAGGCGUGUGGUCCAUGCCAUCAAAAUACCAUGAAGAAGGAGUUUAUCACGUUCGGUACAGUUUCAUUAAAGAAGCUGAACACCACUGCUUAUUACAUAGCCCGAUUCCUGUGAACUGCCCUAUAAGAUUGCUCCAUGGCAUGAAGGAUGACAUUGUACCUUGGCAUACAUCCAUGCAGGUCGCUGACCGAGUGGUCAGCACAGAUGUAGAUGUCAUUCUCCGAAAACAUAGUGAUCACCGAAUGAAGGAAAAAGCAGACAUUCAACUUCUUGUUUACACUAUUGAUGACUUAAUUGACAAGCUUUCAACUAGUUAACUAGUGUCACAUUUUUAAUUGGUACAUAAACUAAUGUAUCCAGAAGAUUAGAAGAGGGAUAAAAGAUGAAAAGAUCCUUAUACUUGGGUUUUUCCUCUCUUACCUCUAUUUUGUAAAUAUCAGAUGAGUAUUUAUUUAAUGAUGUAUUUGCACAAGUAAUGUAAAUUGUGUAGAAAGUACCAGCUGCUGUUUAGGAAAUUUUCUCCUUCAAUCCUUGAUUUUUUUUCAUUAAAAUAUUUAUUUUUUUAUUCAA
Propithecus coquereli (Coquerel's sifaka) is the source of this 1240-nucleotide messenger RNA. It is a transcript of the gene ABHD10, whose product is annotated as abhydrolase domain containing 10. The transcript has 5 exons. Gene Ontology annotation, molecular function: palmitoyl-(protein) hydrolase activity; hydrolase activity, hydrolyzing O-glycosyl compounds. The record is from RefSeq and is a predicted model, not a curated record. Lineage: Eukaryota; Metazoa; Chordata; Mammalia; Primates; Indriidae. The coding region runs from base 73 to 987 and encodes 304 amino acids. Gene Ontology annotation, biological process: protein depalmitoylation. Gene Ontology annotation, cellular component: mitochondrion.